AGCUCUUGGCUGUGCAGGACCCUGUGCCCCGCGUCCUCCUCCCACCAGAGAGCAUCCAAAUGGGGCAGAGUUUUCGGGAGCACCUUGGUCUGGCCCUCACCCUCCUUCUCCUGCCUCUGGGGGCUGCAGUAACCACAGAAGCUAAUCACAACUGCUAUGGGGCUCCAGGUCUACCAGGCAUGCCGGGCAUGCCAGGCAAGGACGGCCGGGAUGGGCUGAAGGGAGCCAAAGGCGAGCCAGGCAUCCCAGCCAUUGCUCGUACUGAAGGACCCAAGGGUAUGAAAGGGGAACCAGGCAGUCCCGGCUUGCCAGGCAAAACCGGCCCCAUUGGUCCACCUGGUCCUCGUGGAGACACGGGAGGGAUGGGCCCCCCUGGAGAGCCAGGUAUGACUGGCAGCUACAAGCAGAAGCACCAGUCAGCAUUUUCAGUGACAAGGCAGACAAGCAUGCACCCCCUGAAGAACGUCCCUGUGGUGUUCAACCACGCCAUCACCAACACGAACAAUGACUACAACACCACCACGGGCAAGUUCACUUGCAAGCUGCCUGGCCUCUACUACUUCGUCUUCCACACUUCACUGUCAGCCAACCUCUGUGUCCUGCUCUACAAGAACACAGUGAAGGUGGCCAGCUUCUGUGACCACAAGACCAAUACCAUGCAGGUCAGCUCGGGUGGGAUCCUCCUCCAUCUGGUAGGUGGGGACCAGGCCUGGCUGGAGGUGAACGAUUACAAUGGCAUGGUGGGCAUCAGUGGCUCCGACAGCAUCUUCUCAGGGUUCUUGCUCUUCCCGGACUAGAGGACAGCUAGAUCCCACCAUAGCGUGCCAAGCUGUUCUCCUUGCCCUCCAAAUGCUGUCRCGUCUCUGCUAACGCCUUCACCACUGCAAAGUUUGCCUGCUAGACUGGAAGACCCAAUGAGGACGCCAACCCCAGAAGCUGGCCACAGUAACUGGGCUGGGGACGGAGUGGGCUGAAUACUGAGAACAUUUGGCUACCUCUGUGCCCAUGGGGACACUACCAGACUCUUGAGGACCUGCUGACCCUGCCAAGCGGCCUGGAGCUGGCUGGCAGCAGGCGCUUUGCUGUGACCU
Molecule: messenger RNA, 1091 nt
Organism: Nothoprocta perdicaria
Lineage: Eukaryota; Metazoa; Chordata; Aves; Tinamiformes; Tinamidae
Gene: C1QC
Product: complement C1q C chain
Exons: 3
Coding region: 60-797 (245 amino acids)
Molecular function (GO): protein binding
Source: RefSeq, a predicted model, not a curated record